UCACACUGAGGACAACUGAGGGACUCGUGCACGGCUAUUAUAAAAGGUGCAAAAACGAUGAUCGGUGCAAAUUAUUUUGUUUAAAGAUCUUAAUUUUUUUUUCAUGUAGUAUAUGCCUUCAGAAGCUACAAAAGAGAGGUGCAUGUUUCCUAAAAGACAAAACAAUGACAAGCUACUUAACUGCACAUAUUCUAAGUCACUGUCAUGCGGUGUGAAUGCAGGAGGAGGGUAUCAUGUUAAAACUGCACUGUUUUAUUUUCUUCAGUAUUUGCGAUUUAUCCCCCCCUUACAUGUAGGGCUGGGUGAUAUUUUUGUCAUCUCACAUCACGAUACACAAUGCAUAUCACGAUGUAUAAUUUGGCUAACCAACAGUAGUAAAAUAAACAAAAGUUAGUUUGAUUAUACUUUUCUUUUAAUGCCUACAAAGCCAGAAAAGAUUAAGUUAAAGCAUUAUUACAUAUAUAUUUUUAAAAAAAAGCAUCCAUUCAGUACCAUUUUAAUUUGUAAUUAUAAAAAAAAAUACAUCACCAUACCAACGAUAUCUCAGAAAAGUAUAGUGCGUAAUCAUUUAUCAUGAUAUUGAUAUAUUGCCCAGCCUUACUUGCAGAGCUGUACUAGCAUAAUAUUACUGCAGAAUCAUUUCUAUGCAGUGUUGAACAAAUACAACAUCGACUAUUCAUUUAAAUCUGGUCAGGAUUUUUUGUGUAUUUUAUUAUUAGUUAUUUAUUUAUUUAUUUAUUUGACCUUUUUAGGUUAUUUACUGAAAUAAUGACACUUCUGUUCAUUUAUAUUUUUAAUGCAUGUUUAAUAUUUAAUGUAGCACUGCACAACGACAUGGUGUACAUUCUGUGUGCAAGACGUUUUGCUGUGAUGUGGCACAAAUAUGAAAAGGAAUAAAAGAAAAUGCUGCAAACACGGAGAUCGCGCGCGCACACACUCGCACACACACGCACACAGACCGAGAGAGGACUGACGCGUGCUGACGUAAGGAGCGCAUCAGACCGCCUGCCGCAGCACUAGCAAACAGUUUGACUUCUACUUAUGGCUCCGUUUAAUCGCGCGCACAUGGGUGUGGCGAGCAGGAAUGUGCUUUUAUGGCCACCUUGUGUUCAUUCAUUCACCGGAGCGGUGUCGGUCAGUAGAAUGCUCCCAUUAUAAUGCCUGCAUAUCGGUUUGAUCGGGCUGUGGGCGAUUUCCGUUUAGCAGAGAAGCAGCGCAAAACCGGCAGCAGAACAGAGAAGGAAGAAAACGCACGCGAUGAAGGAACUCUGGAGAUGUUUGGGGUUGUUUUUCUUCUUCUUCUUCCCUUUUGCGCAAAGCAUGAAAUGUGUCCGUUCUGUUCUCGCGUUCAUUGCGAGCUCCUAUUAAAAAAAAAAGACCGUCCAACCCAGUGAAAUUACUCCCAUCACGCCCCCAAUAGCCCCCCGACUCCAGGGAAAACACACACACACGGAGACAACUUUUGCGUCUACGCCAGUCUGUCCGCUCGCGGCGUGCGACCAAGAGCUCUUUAUAUUCUUCCUUCCGCGGACACCCAGGAAGCGAGGAGGAGUGUGUGGAGUGAGUGAGGUUUUUUUUGUUUGUUUUUUUUUUUAACAUCAGCUGGAGUUUUGUGGUGCGGUUCCGGCUCGUCCGACGAGACACGAGGUAUCUCUCCUUCGCUCGCUCGCUUGCGCGCGCGCUUCGGCGUUUUCGGCGUUUUCGGCGUUUCCGGCAUCCCCCCCCGGCUCGGACCGCACCGCACCGCGGUACCCGGAUAGUCCGCUUCCUUCUCCGUUUGGCUUGAUGAGCCGCCGGACUCUGCCUCUUUCAGCAAGACUUUUCAGUGCCGCGUUUUCCCCCUCUCCUUUGCUUCUCCUCCUCCUCCUCCUCCUCCUCAUCCUCAUCAUCCUCUCCCGUUCUGUCGCUCUUUCCAGUCCGACAUGGAAGAUGGGCCGCCUUCGACAAGCUGCUUCAGAAGGCUCGCGGACUGUUUUCUCGGCUCAAGUAGGUCUGACGGAUGAGAAAGUGAAGGCGUACCUUUCCCUGCACCCACAGAUGCUGGAUGAGUUUGUGCUGGAGAGCGUGAGCGCAGAGACGGUGGACAGAUGGCUGAAGCGCAAGAGCAGCGGCCCUCCUACAGAUGAGCCUUCAACUAAAGAAGUAAGCAGGCAGUACCAGGACACUAAUAUGCAGGGCGUGGUUUACGAGCUCAACAGCUACAUGGAGCAGCGGCUGGACACAGGCGGAGACAACAAACUCCUGCUGUACGAAUUGUGCAACAUCAUCAAAACAGCCACAAAAGCUGAUGGUUUUGCACUAUACUUCCUUGGAGAAUGCAACAAUACCCUGUGUUUAUUCACGCCGACAGGGGCAAAGGAGGGGCUUCCCGGGCUCAUCCCCUCUGGGCCCAUUGUGUUCGGUACCACCAUAGCUGCUCACGUUGCCAAGACUCGCAAGACACUACUUGUAGAAGACAUCAUGGGGGAUGAGCGGUUCCCCCAUGGCACAGGGCAGGACUCAGGGAUCCAUGUUCACUCUGUUCUGUGUCUCCCCAUCCUCACGGCCAUCGGAGACCUGAUCGCUGUGCUGGAGCUGCACCGCCAGCUGGGCCGAGAGCCCUUCAACCUCAGCCACCAGGAGGUUGCCACUGCAAAUUUGGCAUGGGCUUCUGUAGCUAUUCACCAAGUGCAGGUCUGCAGAGGUUUAGCAAAGCAGACAGAGCUCAACGACUUCCUCCUAGAUGUGUCAAAAACGUAUUUCGACAACAUUGUGGCAAUAGAUUCUCUACUUGAACAUAUCAUGAUAUAUGCAAAAAACCUGGUGAAUGCGGACAGAUGCGCCCUCUUCCAGGUCGAUCACAAUAACAAAGAGCUGUACUCUGACCUCUUUGAUAUCGGAGAGGAGAAUGAAGGGAAGCCGGUGUUUAAGAAAACCAAAGAAAUUAGGUUUUCUAUAGAGAAGGGCAUAGCAGGUCAGGUGGCACGAACAGGAGAGGUCUUGAAUAUUCCAGAUGCCUAUGCGGACCCACGGUUCAACAGAGAAGUGGAUCUGUAUACCGGCUACACGACGCGGAACAUCCUGUGCAUGCCCAUCGUCAGCCGGGGGACCGUAAUAGGCGUUGUACAGAUGGUGAACAAGCUGAACGGAAGUGCCUUCACUAAAACUGACGAGAACAACUUUAAGAUGUUCGCUGUCUUUUGUGCUCUGGCCUUACACUGUGCAAACAUGUAUCACCGGAUCAGACAUUCGGAGUGCAUCUACAGGGUGACCAUGGAGAAACUUUCAUACCACAGCAUCUGCACAUCUGAGGAGUGGAAGACCCUCACUCAGCUCUCCCUUCCGACCCCCAUAUACAAAGAGAUUGAACUGUUCCACUUUGACAUUAGCCCCUAUGAGGAACUCUGGCCUGCAGUCUUUGUGUACAUGGUGCACAAUUCAUGUGGAAAAAACAGUUUUGAGCUGGAGAAGUUGUGUCGCUUCACCAUGUCAGUGCGAAAGAAUUACAGACGGGUUCCAUACCACAACUGGAAGCAUGCGGUGACGGUGGCCCACUGCAUGUACGUCAUUCUUCAGAAAACCUCUGGAAUCCUCACUGAAUUGGAGAGGAAAGGUCUGCUUAUAGCCUGCUUGUGUCAUGACUUGGACCACCGAGGCUACAGCAACAGCUACCUGCAGAAGUUUGACCACCCGCUGGCGGCACUGUACUCCACGUCCACCAUGGAACAGCAUCACUUCUCCCAGACGGUGUCUAUCCUGCAGCUGGAAGGGCACAAUAUUUUCUCCAACCUGACUUCCAGCGAGUACGAGCAGGUGCUGGAGAUCAUCCGCAAAGCCAUCAUCGCCACCGACCUGGCACUCUACUUUGGCAACCGCAAGCAGCUUGCUGAUCUGCUGAGCACAGGCGCGCUGGACCUGAACAACCACGCCCACAGGGACCGCGUAAUUGGCCUGAUGAUGACUGCGUGUGAUCUCUGCUCUGUGACCAAACUGUGGCCGGUCACUCGCCUCACAGCCAAUGACAUCUAUGCAGAGUUCUGGGCUGAGGGGGAUGAGAUGAAGAAGAUAGGAAUGCAGCCCAUUCCGAUGAUGGACAGGGAUAAGAAGAACGAGGUUCCACAGGGGCAGGUGGGUUUCUACAACGCAGUGGCCAUUCCCUGUUACACCACGCUGUCUGAGCUGUUCCCUCCAUCUGCUCCUCUUCUUAGAGCCUGCAGGGAAAACCUGGGCCAGUGGGAGCGGAUUGCUCAAGGAGAAGAGCCGUGUUCGUGGACGCCGUGUGAGGAACCGGGGCAGAGUGAGCUGCUGGAGACUGGACCGGUCAAAGUGGACAACUGACUCAGCCUGAGUUCUUCAGCCUUGAACACAACAUCAUCCACACCCUGCCAGAGACAGUGCACUUCCUUUAGAACAGUCCCAUGCCGCUGGAGAUGGGAGGGAGCAGAGAGGCCAGGCAGGAGAGGUGAUAUUCACCAAGCAACUAAAGGAAUAAUCUUUAAAAAAAAAAAAAAAGACAAACUAAAACAAGCGUUACCUCAGUGGGUGACAGAGGCUAUAGACUCGAAUUAUAACGGCUCUCCCAGGAUGCAGGAUUCGACUGCCUCAAAUCCGCUCUGUGUGGGACCACCUUCGGUCUGAAUGGACUUCUUUAGCUUCGGGUUUUCCUUUGGAUGGUUGCUUUUUUUUUUUUUUUUUUUUUUUUUUUAAAUGUUUCGUUUUUGGUGAAAUCAAAUUCUUAGUUUUUCAAAUGGUUUCUUUUGUGGUCUUAUAUUUGAAGAGGCCUUAAAAUCUGAACCUGCAGUUCCUACUAAAAUGACUUGUAACUGGAGAGGGUUCAGGUCAUCUGAAAUGGUACUUUAAUUCCUGCUGUGAUCAAAACAUCAAACGCGAAAACCUACUUGAGAGAUUCCAAGAGACAGUAGGGAGCGUAACGCCGCACGGUGGCAGUCUUGUGGACGCGUUCUGUCCGUUUGUGCAAAGAUGUUUUGCAGUACUUGAAAGAAGAAAUACAGCCUAUUCUAUGUGGGGAGAGGGGUUUGGGGGGGAGGAGAGAGAAACAAACCCUGCAGUGUAUCCGUCUGAAGUAAGAGGAGCUGUUGUAAAGAAAGAAGCCGGAUCAUUCUGAACCUUACUGUAGUCACAGGAGAGUCAAUGUUCCGCUCUAAAAAUCUGACCAUGCAACCUGAUGUACAAAUCAGCUUUUGAUCCUCUUGUUCUCAAAGUGCUGCACCUUGGGCAAUCCACUCAUUUUUAAGGCAAACAGUAAUAAAUGUUUUAUGCGGUGCAUUGUGACGCUGUAGUGGCAGGCACACAAAA
This is a messenger RNA of Ictalurus furcatus (blue catfish), 5295 nucleotides long. RefSeq names its product phosphodiesterase 10A (gene pde10a). Gene Ontology annotation, molecular function: protein binding; 3',5'-cGMP-stimulated cyclic-nucleotide phosphodiesterase activity. The transcript has 22 exons. NCBI's taxonomy places the organism in Eukaryota, Metazoa, Chordata, Actinopteri, Siluriformes, Ictaluridae. Gene Ontology annotation, biological process: signal transduction; negative regulation of receptor guanylyl cyclase signaling pathway. The record is from RefSeq and is a predicted model, not a curated record. Bases 1786 to 4317 code for a protein of 843 amino acids.